Messenger RNA from Caenorhabditis briggsae, 594 nucleotides. Bases 1 to 594 code for a protein of 197 amino acids. The transcript has 4 exons. Lineage: Eukaryota; Metazoa; Nematoda; Chromadorea; Rhabditida; Rhabditidae. The record is from RefSeq and is a predicted model, not a curated record.
AUGAGAUUUACUAUAAUUUGUAACAUUCUGCUUUCCCUGUUCUGCUACAAAUUGUUUGGAAAUUGGGAACUUCCUAUCCGAUUAUGUUUUGAUCCAUUCCGAAUAGUCGGUGGUUUUCCUACUUUGAUCGACUCUUUUUUUGAUAACUAUUUGGAGAAGACAGCUGAGAAUACAAAGAAUUCCUUCCCACUUGAAGAACUACAGUAUCCGGUCCUAUCUUCUCAACUCGAAAGAACACUCAGCUGGACUUGUCCAAUAUUGGAGUCAUCUAAUCAAUGUUUCACUGUUGUAACUUCUUCGGAAUGUCUCGGAACCUCACAACUUUCCUAUAUUUUUUGGAUAAAUCAUGGCGAAUCUGAAGAGUGUUUCCACGGAGAGAAAGGAAAUGUUGAGUGUAUCAUUCCUCACCAAAGUGGAAAUAUAUGUCAAAAUGUAGUUGUUGGAAUUCGAAGAAGUGGUAACAACUCAAUAUUCUUCGACAUUGAAGAUGUUUCAGUAUCUCACUCCAAAUGCCACAUACUGUGGUUUCACUACAAUCUCCAUCUACCAUACACACGGUUUCAUAUAUUCGGUCGUCGUCACGUCAUCAACUGA